This is a messenger RNA of Hyalella azteca, 1238 nucleotides long. RefSeq lists its product as uncharacterized. The record is from RefSeq and is a predicted model, not a curated record. The transcript is spliced from 2 exons. The coding region runs from base 33 to 1238 and encodes 401 amino acids. Lineage: Eukaryota; Metazoa; Arthropoda; Malacostraca; Amphipoda; Hyalellidae.
AUGUCAUUUGUUUGGCAGGGACCAUCGCCGCGAUGAAGAAGUUUCUCGUUUUGAUGUUCGUGAUGCUGGCGUCCGCCGCUUCUCGCAGUGGUAAAAUUAAAGCCUCGACGGAGACGCUACAUGAAUUCGAAAUUUGUAACUGGUUUAAAAAUUCAGCCACAAUGGAAAAAUCAAGAGCGAUCGGUACUUCAACCGCCGCCAUCGAUCGCCUCAACGUCGAAGAGACGCCGGUUGAAUAUCAUGGUGGUCGGUCUCUCGGGACGGUCCCUUUGGCACCCAUCGAACAGCCCUUCGCUCCUCAGCCUGUAGCCGACCUCGGGAAGCGGGCAAAUAGCAAUGAUGGACAGAACUACGGGCAAGAAAACGAAGGGCAAAAGAAUGAGAUCCGGAUUUCCGAAACGCUUGAUCAUCUUUCUUCUGUACGCGCAUCCCACAACUCCACACCAAAUGCCCAGACUUCUCCUACGUCCGAUCUAUCCCCUGUUCUACCAGCAAACCAAGCACCUCCAGUUUUCUCACGUGGUUCUGACGCUUCCAAGUACCAGCCAGAUUCCUCGAUUAGUUCUGACCUUGACGACUUCGAGCCAUAUUUCUCGGUUAAUUUUGACCCUGCUUUUCAUUUUGACCCUUUCUCAAAUGGCUUUGACCCUGCUAAGUUCGAGUUAGGUUUCUCCAGUGGUUCUAAUUCUGCCAAGUACCAGCCAGGUCCUGGUUCUUCUACCUUGUCACAUGACAAGUCAGGGACAUCUAGUCUGCCAACGGCUAACCCCGUUAAGGUUGAGACUGCCGUCGCUGCCAAGAUUGACAACCGCAAACCGUCGACAACUCCGGCCUCCAAGCGACCAGUGGUCCAUCAUGAAGUUACUACCACCAACUAUCAACUGCCUGACUACCAGUCGAACCUCGACUCUACCCGUUUGACUGAUGAACUACCCAAUGGUACUUAUGUUAAAACUAAUUUGACUUAUGAUCUGCCCAAUGUGACUUAUGACCUACCCAAUGUGACUUAUGACCUACCCAAUGUGACUUAUGACCUACCCAAUGUGACUAAUAACCUGCCCAAUGUUACUUAUGGCCUGCCAAACGGUGCUUAUGGCCUGCCAAACGGUACUUAUGACCUGCCUAAUGGUAAUCAUGGCCUGCCUAAUGGUAAUCAUGACCUGCCUAAUGGUACUCAUGGCCUGCCUAAUGGUACUCAUGGCCUGCCUAAUGGUACUCAUGGCCUGNUGAUCGUUUAG